UGGCACUUUGGGAGUCCCAUUGUUCUGCGCAUCACACCCAUCCUCCCUCCUCCAGCUCCAGCCAUGGCACCCAAGAAGGCAAAGAAGAAGUCAGCGGAGGGAGCCAACUCUAAUGUAUUUUCUAUCUUUGAGCAGUCUCAGAUCCAGGAGUUCAAGGAGGCCUUCACCAUCAUGGACCAAAACCGAGAUGGAUUCAUUGACAAAAACGACUUGAGGGACACCUUUGCUGCACUGGGCCGUCUCAACGUGAAGCAGGAGGAGAUAGAUGAGAUGCUGAAAGAAGCGUCGGGCCCAGUCAACUUCACCGUCUUCCUCACCAUGUUUGGAGAGAAGCUAAAAGGUGCUGAUCCAGAGGAGACUAUCCUCAACGCAUUUAAAGUAUUUGACCCUGAAGGAAAAGGAGUCCUGAGGAAGGACUUUGUGACCGAGAUGCUGACGACACAGGCGGACAGAUUCUCUCCUGAAGAGAUGGAGCAAAUGUUUGGAGCCUUCCCACCAGACGUGGCAGGAAAUGUAGACUACAAAAACCUUGUGCACAUCAUCACACACGGAGAAGAGAAGGACCAAGAGUAACUAACUCACUGCUCCUUUAGCGUGUCUGUCAAAGUGAUAGAAAUAGAAGCUCUCGACCCGAGAGACUCUAGAGCUUCUAUUUCAAUCCUCAAAACAGCUGUCGGCUGUCAUCUAUCAUCUCCAGGCUCCACCCACGGUCCUGUGUGCUUUCCCCGCCCACUUACAUUCUCAGAUCAGGUGAUGUGGACCACCCCGGAAUAAUUCACUGGCUCCUUUGUCUGUCAGUCACACUUCCCCACCCAGGUCGCCUAUACCAAGAGACCAUAGCUAGAGCCCCCACCACCUGCAGCCCCACCGUGGAAGAGGAGGGAAAGGACCAGAGGGAAACUCACUGGCCUCUACCUUCUACAAAAGGCUCAAGACACUUUUAAACUGGCCACCUUCUAAACUGGCCACCUGUGAUGCAUCUGCUUGUGUUUUCCCCUCAUCGACAGUGGUUAAGCAAACUGUCAAGCCAAAUGUGUGUAAAUGGUCUGCUCAGACAAAUGGUUGAAUCCAUAUUCAAUAGCUAUUAUACAAUCUGAUCACUUUUCAAUAAAUAAUUGUAA
Messenger RNA from Coregonus clupeaformis (lake whitefish), 1121 nucleotides. Its product is annotated as myosin regulatory light chain 2, ventricular/cardiac muscle isoform. The transcript is spliced from 7 exons. Gene Ontology annotation, biological process: muscle cell fate specification; heart development; cardiac muscle contraction. Gene Ontology annotation, molecular function: calcium ion binding. The record is from RefSeq and is a predicted model, not a curated record. Gene Ontology annotation, cellular component: myofibril; cytoplasm. The coding region runs from base 64 to 573 and encodes 169 amino acids. NCBI's taxonomy places the organism in Eukaryota, Metazoa, Chordata, Actinopteri, Salmoniformes, Salmonidae.